CCCGGGGUUCUCCGGAUGCCCCGUUCCUAUUCUUCCCCAGGAUGCCCCGGGACCGCCAUCUCCAUAUCCCCCCGAAGUGCCCCAUGCCCCCCAGAAGUGCCUCCCGUGCUUCCCGGGGUGCCCCCUCCCUACGCUCCCCCAGCAAACCCCAAGACCCCCACUCCCGGCGCUCCUGUCCCCAUGCCAUCCCAGCACCGAAGACAUUUUGGGUGCCACCCCCCACUGAAGAUCCCCCAUCCCGCAGUUUUCUCUCCAGAAAAAGUCCCAGAGAAGCUCGAUGCCAUCGUCAUCGGCAGCGGCAUCGGGGGGCUGGCGGCGGCCGUGCUGCUGGCCAAGGUGGGCCGGCGGGUGCUGGUGCUGGAGCAGCACGGCAGGCUGGGGGGCUGCUGCCAUGCGUUCAGCGAGAAGGGCUUCGAGUUCGACACCGGGAUCCACUACGUGGGGCAGCUGCACGACGGCUCGCUGUGGCGCUUCCUGGUGGACCAGCUGACGGACGGGCAGCUGGAGUGGGCCCCCAUACCCCCCACCUUCGAUGCUGUGGUGCUGGGAGAGCCCGGCCGCGACAAAGCCAUCCAGCUCUGCACCGGGGCCAGGACUUAUUUCAACAGGCUGAAGGAGCAGUUCCCCGGUGAGGAAGCCGCCAUCGAUGAGUUCAAGCGGCUGGUGAAGAGUGUCACCACAGGGUUCUGGGUUCUGGGUGUGCUAAAAUUGCUGCCGCUGCCACUGGUGCAGCUGCUGAGCCGCUCGGGGCUGCUGUCCCUGCUCAGCCCCUUCUGCCGGAUGAACUCACGCAGCGUUAAGGACGUGGUUGACGGCCUCACCACCAACGCCAAACUCAGGGCCGUGUUCAGCUACAUCUUCCCCACCUACGGUAUAGUGCCAGGGUGCUGGGGCACGCCAGAGCAAAGUUGGACCCUUUAAGAGCAAAAACGAAAGGCUUCUUAUCUUCUCCUGUCCCUUCUUUUCC
Messenger RNA from Meleagris gallopavo (turkey), 967 nucleotides. The record is from RefSeq and is a predicted model, not a curated record. NCBI's taxonomy places the organism in Eukaryota, Metazoa, Chordata, Aves, Galliformes, Phasianidae.